GUUUCAGGCUUCAGAAUCAUUCCGGACUCAAUCACAAAGGUAACCGCUGCAGCGUGGAGGGGAACCGCGCACAGGAGUCGGGCUCCGCGGACAGAAAGCGAGCAAAAAAGACUCUUGUCGUAAGAUGAGUGGAGACGAGGCGGAGGAGCUGCUGGAGGAAGAGGAGGUGAUCGGGCCCGUGCAGAUCGUGGUGGCAGAUGAAGACGAGCACCAGUUCUCCCUGGACGAGCAGGCGCUGGAGCGUAUCCUGCUGCAGGAGCACAUCCGCGAUCUCAACGUGGUGGUGGUGUCGGUCGCCGGCGCCUUCCGCAAGGGCAAGUCCUUCCUGCUGGAUUUCAUGCUUCGAUACAUGUACCAGCAGAAAUCAUCCACAUGGCUCGGAGGAAACGAUGAGCCCUUGACUGGCUUUACCUGGCGCGGAGGCUGUGAGAGGGAGACCACAGGAAUCCUGGCCUGGAGCGAAGUAUUUGUGGUUGAGAAACCGGACGGGACCAAGGUGGCAGUGCUUCUCAUAGACACACAGGGAGCCUUCGACAGUCAGUCCACCAUUAAAGACUGUGCCACGCUCUUCGCCCUCAGCACCAUGACCAGCUCUGUUCAGGUUUACAAUUUAUCUCAGAAUGUACAAGAGGAUGAUCUUCAGCAUCUCCAACUUUUUACGGAGUACGGAAGACUUGCAAUGGAGGAGAUCUACUUAAAACCGUUUCAGUCACUAAUGUUCCUCAUAAGAGACUGGAGUUAUCCAUACGAACACACUUAUGGCCUGGAAGGGGGGAAAGCAUUUCUAGAGAAAAGACUGCAAGUGAAGCAAAACCAACACGAAGAGCUACAGAACGUCCGGAAGCACAUCCACUCCUGUUUCUCUAACAUCAGCUGCUUCUUACUUCCUCAUCCUGGUCUCAAAGUGGCCACAAACCCUCAUUUCGAUGGCCGAUUGAGAGAUAUCGAUCCUGAUUUUAAAAAGGAGCUGUUCAAUCUCAUCCCACUGCUGUUAGCUCCAGAGAACCUGGUGGAGAAGGAAAUUAGUGGUUCCAAAGUGACGUGUAGAGAUCUUGUGCAGUAUUUCAAAGCUUAUAUGAAAAUAUAUCAAGGAGAAGAACUACCACAUCCAAAGUCCAUGCUGCAGGCAACAGCUGAAGCUAACAAUCUUGCAGCAGUUGCAGGAGCAAAGGACACUUACAUCAAGAGCAUGGAGCAGGUGUGUGGAGGAGACAAGCCCUACAUCGCCCCGGCCGAUUUGGAGCGCAGCCACGAGGAGCUGAAGCAGAGCUCCAUACGGCAGUUCCGCACCAUCAAGAAGAUGGGAGGCGAGGAGUUCUGCCGGCAUUACCAGGAGCAGCUUGAGGCCGAGCUGGACGAGGCUUAUAGCAACUUCGUCAAGCACAACGACGGAAAGAACAUUUUCUAUGCAGCACGCACGCCGGCCACGCUCUUCACCCUCAUGUUCGCCAUGUACGUGGUGUCGCUAGUGACGGGCUUCGUGGGCAUAAACUCUGUGGCAACGCUUUGCAAUCUGAUUAUGGGCGUGGCUCUGGUGGCUCUGUGCACCUGGGCAUAUGUCAAAUACUCAGGGGAGUUCCGUGAGGUGGGCAGCGUCAUUGACCAGGUGGCAGAAACUCUCUGGGAGCAGAGGACUCCGAGGAAGGUGUUUUGCAAGCUUUUCGAAGUUGCCAGGAACAAAGUGACGCGGAACACGCCGGUAGCCGCUCAGCGAAACAGACUGCCGUCGAACAACAACGUGAAGAAGAAAAACUAGCCCCCGCCCCCUCCCCCCACCCACUCUUUCAUAAACUCCUCCUUUUUAGGACCUGCUCAGCCCUGACGCGCUCGGGCGUGAGAACAAACCGCUAUGUGUAUGCGGGUCUGUAGAAUGCAGGAUGGCACUUUGAUCGUCUAGACGUCCUUCAUUUCAUCAUGCAGACAUGAGGACUGAACUGUGUUUUUUUUUUUUUUUUUUUUUUUCUUUUCUUAAUCUCUUUUCUCUCUUAAUGCAUUAUCAAUGUUCUAUUUGACGGUCAUGUUUGUGUACGUGCUGUCAUUCCUUUCACGUUUUUCUUUCCAUUCUUUAUCAUUCCUGUGUAUUUUUCUUUUCUUUUCCUUUGUGUUUUUUUUUUUUUUUUUUAUUUAUUUUUUUGCUUUGUUUCUCUCUGCUCAGGUGUUGCAGCGUUUCUGGUGAUCUGCUUUAAUUCAGGCUGAACUCUAUCCAAGCGAGCGUAGUUACCCUUCAAACCGACGCUGCACCAAUCACGGAGCCAAAGUUUACACCAUCCUUAGUGCGCGCACACACACACACACACACACACACACACACACACACACACACACACACUUUUAGCACUUCAGACGUUAGCAUUCCAGUGGAAGACUUUCGCCUUGUGGCUCAGGAAAGGUUCUCUCGUUAACCAUGCUAACGAGGUGGUUAUAUAAACGUUCCAUCCUGGCAACAAUGGCACACGUUAUAUACUGUAAUUAACUGAAAAACACGUCACUUAAAGGUGACGCUCAUAAUGUGAUAAAGGAACUUGAAGGAUCCUAAAGGAACCAGGCGCUGUCGAAAGAUUUUAAUCGCACAUAUCGUUUUUUUGUGGCUCAUGUUGUUUAAAUAAACACGACACUGCAUUUUA
This is a messenger RNA of Silurus meridionalis, 2624 nucleotides long. RefSeq names its product atlastin-2-like. The record is from RefSeq and is a predicted model, not a curated record. Gene Ontology annotation, biological process: endoplasmic reticulum organization; protein homooligomerization. The coding region runs from base 125 to 1756 and encodes 543 amino acids. Lineage: Eukaryota; Metazoa; Chordata; Actinopteri; Siluriformes; Siluridae. The transcript is spliced from 14 exons. Gene Ontology annotation, molecular function: GTPase activity; GTP binding.